Messenger RNA from Trichoderma aggressivum f. europaeum, 2082 nucleotides. RefSeq names its product transcriptional regulator family: Fungal Specific TF. Gene Ontology annotation, cellular component: nucleus. Bases 1 to 2082 code for a protein of 693 amino acids. Gene Ontology annotation, biological process: regulation of DNA-templated transcription; DNA-templated transcription. NCBI's taxonomy places the organism in Eukaryota, Fungi, Ascomycota, Sordariomycetes, Hypocreales, Hypocreaceae. Gene Ontology annotation, molecular function: DNA binding; DNA-binding transcription factor activity, RNA polymerase II-specific; zinc ion binding. The record is from RefSeq and is a predicted model, not a curated record. The transcript is spliced from 3 exons.
AUGAAAACGAAAGGGUUUCGGCAACAAGCAGGAUUCGCGUGCGAAAACUGCCGGAGGCGCAAAGCAAGAUGUGACCGCAUGCGUCCAGAGUGCAGCCUCUGCGCAGAGAUGGGAGUUGCCUGUGUCGUGAUUGAACAGAGACCACAGCGCGGUCCCAAGAAAGGACAGCUGGAUGAGAUGCGGACACGGAUUGCCGAACUCGAAUGGCAACUUGGGAAGCAAGUCAAUAGACCCAAGACGGCGGAUUCGAUACCAGCAGGUGCUCCAUGUGGUAGCACCGUUGCAACCACUAUCCAGCCUCUUACGCUCGAUGUCGAUAAUCCAACCAAUACUUCCCAUCUGGUGAGCACAUCGGCCCUUCAAGCUGUGACGCCUGCAUCAUCGACCGCAACAUCCAUCAUCUUCUCUACCUCCGCGUCCAACGAUGCCGUACCACCAACCACAAGCACGGCUGCAGCAAUGCCCACAUUCCCGGCCGCGGAGCAUAAUGCAAGCACCGACCUCCAUGCCUUGAUGGAUUGGCAAGACAUGGAUAUGGACAGCAGCACUGGGAUACUGGCAGACAUGGGAGACAUGUUACAGUUCGACCUCGAGCCCAACAGUCCGGUUCAGAUUCUCGGGGAGUUUAAGAGGACGAAUUUGGUCUUGGCCGAUCUGAAUCAACUGUACUUUGAUCGCGUCCACCAUACCAUACCAAUGAUACACCGCCGGCGGUACUUUAGUUGGGCAGAUGAAGAGAAUCCAUCUCCUGCUCGGAAAUGUCUGCGGUCAGCCAUGCAUACCGUUGCAGCGGCCAAGUCGGCACAAUACCACAAUCUUGGCGAUGCUCUUUACCAAGAGACGUGUCAACUACUAGAAUCCCAGCACACGCGAAAACUAAGUAGAAGUGGUAGUACAUCGAUCGACAACAUCAAUGACCCCGGCCCCCCCAAGUCUUGCGCCGGCCAGCAGAUUCCUAUUGAGCUGGUCCAAGCCUGGCUUCUCCUAGCACACUAUGAAUUUCUACGUAUUGAUGAGCAUCAGGCAAUGCUCACGGCGGGACGUGCGUUUCGACUUGUGCAAUUGGCACGCCUCUACGAUGUUGAUGAGAGUAGCAGCAGCGGCGGUGUUGAUGACAUGCCGUUAAAUCCAUUUGAUGGCUCUGACAGCGACGAGCAUGAGGAGGAUCUUUCAUAUGCGGUGACUGAAGAGAAGAGACGAACCUUUUGGCUGGCAUUUGGCUUUGAUCGCUUUCUCUGCUCACGCAACGAGUGGCCUUUGACGCUGCAGGAAGAAGCCGUCCGCACGCGUCUCCCUGCCCCUGAGGAAAGUUUUCAGAAUAACCAGCCGAUCCAGAUGUGCUUCCUAUCCGAAGUGCUCUCCAUGGCUGAUAACACCCAGGCUGAUGCCUCUACAACGAUACCACUUUCACCAUUCGCAGAAUGCGUCGUACUAGCGGCACUGCAAGGUCGUUGCAUGGCCCAUCGACGCAUGUCGCUGGUCAGCACUGGAGCAGACGGCGCUCAGGAGUUCUGGGCAAGACACGAGCAAUUGGUGUUGGCUAUGGAUAAGAGAUACCAGAUGCUUGCGCAAAGCCCAGCCUUCACAAUGGCUAACCGCGACCCCAUGAUGAUCUUCGCAUACAUGCUGGCCCAGAAGAUAAUCAUCAAUCUUGAUAGCAUAUUAGAGACCGUGCCGUGGCAGAGGCAGCAGCAACAAAAGGCUGCCGACCGCCAGCUCCUUGCCACCUCAUAUAAAUGGCGAGCUGAGCGGGCGGCAGUCGACAUGGUGCGUCUUGCCAGGUCGGUUAGAUCACUUGGUUGCUUCGCGUUGCACCCGUUCAUGGCCGAUCCGCUUGCCUGUGCUGCCGACUUUUUAAUCCGACAUACCAAAUCUGUCACUGACACCAGAAGUUCAGGAAAUGUAAGCGGCAACGCCAACUGCAUGGGCAGUAUUGGCAGCAAUGAUAAAGAGGUAGAAAGUUUGCUUUUCUUGCUUCGAAGUCUACGCUAUGUCAAUAUUUUAGCACAAGACUAUAUCAGCACUCUUGAGUUUGACUAUAACAGUAUUCGCAUGUAUAAUAAGCUGUGGCAGCUGAAAUAA